ACAGCAACACGAGCAGACUUGUCACUUGCACAACAUGGCCAGUAAUGGAAUAGAUAGCCCACUCACCGAACUAGUCCUUAAGUUUGGGAAACCUACGUCAUUGGAGGAAGCCAAUACAGAUUCAUUGCCAUCAAACAAGCCUUAUAUUCGGGAGGUUCCGCAUAAAUUGAGAUCGUGCUACAAUAAGGAGGAUUGCAAACGAUAUUUCCAACCAACUUCUGUUGCGAUCGGUCCCCUGAACCAUCAAAGAGAGCCUAACGAACAUAAGAGAAUCCAUAGAGGUGAGGAAUGCAAGCUAAAACUGGCGAAAACGUUCAUUGAGGAAUGUGACGGCAAGGUGGAACAUUUCUACGAGAAUGUCAUGAAGGGGAUAAAGAGCUUGAAGGACUGCUAUUACUUCAAAGGACAGAAUUGGACAGAUCAGGAGUUGGCCUCUAUGUUCGUAGUGGAUGGCUGUGCAUUGUUGCUUUUCAUAGUCCUUUAUGUGGACGAUAAGUGGGAGGGAUUCAGAGUUACUCAUGAUCUAGUUGGGAUUCCGGUGGUUGAUUUUUUCUUACUUGAGAACCAGCUGCCCUACCAACUUCUUAAGAUAUUGAUAGAAUCGUACGUUGAAGCCUCAAAAGAUAUUGAUUUUAAGAGGUUAUUCAAUGAAUACAUCACCGACUUCAUCAAUAAGAGUUUCUUGAGUCUGAUUGCGGCGCACCAACACCGAAUUCAGAUUGAUCAUUCUCAUGAGCAACAAGAAGAAGAAGACCCUGUUCAUCUUCUAGACUUGUUGCGAAGAAGACUGAUGGGAGUCAAAUCGAAAAAGAAGGGCGCCAAGGAACAAGAACGGACUAAAGAAUCUGGUUCGUUGCAUACAGUGCGAAGAAUACUGAUGGGAGUCAAAUCGAAAAAGAAGGGCGCCGAGAACCAAGAACAGACUAACAAAUCUGGUUGGUUGAAAAAAGAAAUGAAAGGUGAUAAAAGCAGACUCUCGUUUUCAAUUCGCAACGUAAAGGAGCUGAAAGACAAUGGUAUUCGUUUUGAGGCGAGGGAAAAGGUAGAUUCCCUCACAAAGAUUAAAUUUAAUGACCGUCGUUGCAUGCCAACCCUUAAGCUGGCUCCCAUUUUUUUGCACAAUACCACCAUGCCAUUGUUGAUGAAUUUGUUGGCGUAUGAGCUGUGGCCGUAUUUCAAAGAAGAUUGCAAGAUCAUCUCGUACUUGUCAUUCCUCGACUCCUUGAUUGAUAAUAGCGAGGAUGUGAAGGAACUGAGAGAUGCAGGCGUGCUGCACCACGGAUUAGGAAGCGAUGAAGCUGUAGCGAAGCUGUUCAACAAGAUCAGCCGCAUCCUGGUGCCAAAUCUUAAGAUGGACUCAGAUUUCAGACGUAUCCAUGAAUACUGCAGCAACAAAUCACACCCCCGCAAUAUAUGUGCCAGCUUCGUGGUUAAACUCACUGACACCUAUUUUAGUAGUCCUUGGAGCUUCUUCAUCUUCCUCGGUGCCUUAGCAGGUCUUAUUAUGACAGGAAUCCAAACUUAUACUAGCUUCCAGGGAUAGCUCCCCUAGUGAGCUUUAAUUACUGUAUAUAUUUUUAGCAUUCUUAAAAUAUGUCUUAGGUUUCAAACUUUCAAUCGGGUUGGUAAAACGUGCUUAAAUCACAAGACUUUGAUCGCAUCUUUGCAGAUUGUUGACCCAAUAGUUUGAACAGGUGCUGAUCAAACACGAAUAUCGUGUAGCAAAUGAUGUGGUUGAUACAUUUAUCAAGUAUGGAGCUCUCAUGGAAACCCUUUUAUCACUUUUGAUUCUAUUCUGUUUUUUUGUUUCUUGAGUUACUCUUAUGAUAAAAAUGAUUGUAUUGU
Rubroshorea leprosula is the source of this 1845-nucleotide messenger RNA. NCBI's taxonomy places the organism in Eukaryota, Viridiplantae, Streptophyta, Magnoliopsida, Malvales, Dipterocarpaceae. The record is from the annotation of a GenBank genome assembly.